Molecule: messenger RNA, 1572 nt
Organism: Aspergillus chevalieri
Lineage: Eukaryota; Fungi; Ascomycota; Eurotiomycetes; Eurotiales; Aspergillaceae
Exons: 4
Coding region: 1-1572 (523 amino acids)
Source: RefSeq, a predicted model, not a curated record
AUGGAAUGCACAACGGAGAAUCCAGCAGACAUACUCAUAUCUGCGCUAAAGGAACGCAAUAUCUCAGUGAAACGAAGCGAAAUCGAGUCCGCUUUUAAUGACGAGGCUAGUAGCGCCGAAAAUGCCCAAUGGGUAUCGGAGCAUCUCAGCUAUGACACUUUGUUGACAAAGGAGGAGCUCGCUCUUUAUUCGCAAUUAGAAUCUUCCGGUACUUUACAACAUAUCCUCCACGAUCCAGGCCUCGCUUCGACCCGACCGCUCCUUGAUGAAGAUAUCCAAAAUGCGAUCGGAUCCCUGAAAGCCUCAACGGAGGCCAUCCAGAAGCAAACAGAGAUCUUAAACACCCAAUGCGAGACGUUGAACAAGCAACUGCGCCUCGACGACAACUGCGCCAUCGGGCAAAACAGGGAUAUGGAACGGCUUCGUAAAAAGCACGAGUCGGGCAGGCAAGAUGUCAAUGCAGCGUCCAAUGAUCUUGUCCACGAGCUGGAAGCCAACCUGAGGGCCGAGACGGAAAAAGCCAGACUGGACGGGAAAAAGAUACUGUCCUCGCUGACGUCUAGAUUGAAGGAAGAUGAUAGAAUCCUGGCAGGGUUGGAAAGACUCGCAUCCGGUAUCAAAUCUACUGGGAAUGAUGCCUCUGUUGCCAAACGUACUGAGCAACUGGUGGCGGUGCUCGCAGAGUACGUGGCGGAAGAGAUCCAUUACCGUCUUGAUCGCUUGUAUUUGGAAAGCAGCCAGGCCGAUCAGGUAGGAUCCAAGCAGGCAGCAGGAGAGCAUGACGAGGAAGCGCUGGCUGCGUUGAGAGAGGAGCUGGAGUCACUCUACCCGGAAGUUGAUGUCCUGGCCGAAAUGUCCACGAAACAACAGUUCAGCGAGCCGGUCUUGCGUGAACUCCAGAAUCGCCACGGACAAUUGCGCAAUGCCUCCCAGGGCAAGCUCGAAUGUGUUUUGGAUACAAUCAUGGAGAUGACAUAUUCGACGAAGAGCCUAACCCAACGCUUACGGGACCGCGAAUCAUACUGUCAGACUCUGGAGAGCGUCAUAAACACUUACCGGUCCGAAGUGGGUGAUCCGUUCUCGGAAAAGACGAUAUCCAGACGGGAGACAAUGCUGAGGAGGCGUUCCAUGCAGCCGCAGUCACUUUUCAGUUCUCCCGGAAAGCAAACUGCCCCACUCCCGGAAUCACAGGCUCUCGCAAGCCUCCUGCGGCGUGUGGGCCUCUCAUCCGAAUCAGUCUUCAAAUCGGAGGAAGAGAUUGGAGGCGCAAAUGCACUGCAUGAGAAGAAAUCGCACAUGUUGGAGUACUUCCGGACGUUGGGCAUUGGUGCUGAUUUGCCACUUGUGACCGAACUAAUUCCAACGGAUCGAGCAUCUCGACUACUUUCUUCCUCCCUGCAUGCAGACUCGUAUUUUGAGACAUCACUUUCAAACAUUGAACAGGAUCAAAGCCUCACGGAAUUGGAGGCUCAAUUGGGCUUCGUUCAGAAAGGAGUGGAGAACCUUAACCUGGAUGCGCUUCAUCAGCGCGGCAAGAACCAGAACAAAUUCCUUGAACGAUGGGCAUCAUAG